This is a messenger RNA of Eruca vesicaria subsp. sativa (arugula), 1152 nucleotides long. Lineage: Eukaryota; Viridiplantae; Streptophyta; Magnoliopsida; Brassicales; Brassicaceae. The record is from the annotation of a GenBank genome assembly.
AUGCUCUUCCUCAGCCGCCGUGCCCAAACUCUCAAAACCCUACCUUCCUCCUCCUCCUCCACACAGACCCGUACCUACGUCGAUGUCUACAUGAAAUGGAAGAAAGAUCAUUACUUUGACAACAUCGAACACAUCCUCCGUUCCCCUCAGCUCAAAUCCGUCAUCGCUCUCAAGAACUGUAUCACCAACGACCCCAACAACUCCAUCCCAAUCUCCUCCAUCUCCAAGAAGACUCACCAAUUCGACCUAUCAUCCAAAGUCACAAAGUUCUUACGGCAGUUUCCUUCAAUCUUCGAGGAGUUCGUUGGCCCAGAGCACAACCUCCCCUGGUUUAGGUUGACGCCAGAAGCCGCAGAGCUCGAUAGGGUUGAGAGGCGUGUUUAUCAAGACUCGGCUGAUGAUUUGAAUGGUCGGUUGAGGAAGUUGAUUCUGAUGAGUAAAGAUAAUGUCUUGCCCUUGAGUAUUGUUCAAGGGAUGAAAUGGUAUCUUGGUUUGAGUGAUGAUUACUUGAUGAGUCUUGAUUCUUCGUUCAGGUUUGUUGAUUUGGAAGAUGGUGUAAAGGGUUUAUCUGUGGUGUGUAGUGAUGGAGAAAAGGUUCUGUCUUUCUUACAGAGGAACACGAUCAAGAACAGAGGAGUGCUCUGUUCUGAAACAGAGUUUCCUCUGUUUCCAUCGAAAGGUUGUAGAUUGAGAGUCAAAAUCGAAGACUGGUUAAAGGGGUUUCAACGGCUUCCUUACGUAUCACCGUACGAUGAUUACUCUCGUUUGGAUCCGAGCAGUGAUGUAGCUGAGAAGAGAGUUGUUGGGUUUCUUCAUGAACUGCUCUGCCUCUUUGUGGAUCAUUCAGCUGAGAGGAAGAAGCUUUUGUGCCUCAAGAAGUGGUUUGGGUUGCCUCAGAAGGUUCACAAGGCCUUUGAGAGGCAUCCGCACAUCUUUUACUUGUCUAUGAAGAACAAGACUUGUACAGCUAUUCUUAGAGAGCCUUAUAGAGAUAAAGAUAGUGUGGAGCCACAUCCUGUGUUGGCUGUGAGGAAGAAGUAUAUUCAGUUGAUGAAGAGUUCGGAGUUGAUUCUCAAGAGUAGAAGGACUAGUUGCAGGUUUUCAAAUGAUGGUAUUGUAGAGAAAGAUUUGGAUUUGGAUUUUGAUGGCUAA